This is a messenger RNA of Orycteropus afer afer, 3549 nucleotides long. RefSeq names its product structural maintenance of chromosomes 4 (gene SMC4). The transcript is spliced from 22 exons. Gene Ontology annotation, biological process: mitotic chromosome condensation. The record is from RefSeq and is a predicted model, not a curated record. The coding region runs from base 1 to 3549 and encodes 1182 amino acids. NCBI's taxonomy places the organism in Eukaryota, Metazoa, Chordata, Mammalia, Tubulidentata, Orycteropodidae. Gene Ontology annotation, molecular function: ATP binding; protein binding; ATP hydrolysis activity. Gene Ontology annotation, cellular component: chromosome.
AUGCCCCGCAAAGGCACCCAGCCAUCCACAGCCCGGCGCAGAGAAGAGGAGCCGCUGCCGUCUCCGGACGGUGCUAGCACCGACGCCGAGUCCGAGCCACUGCCGCCCGGCCGCACCGAGAGCCCGACUGCUGCCGCCGCAGAGACUCCAAGUGAGGAACUUGAUAAUAGGAGUUUAGAAGAAAUUUUGAAUAGCAUCCCUCCUCCACCACCUCCAGCAAUGACCAAUGAAAAACUCUCAGUACUAAUACAUAAUUCUGACGAACACAAGGAUAUUCAGAGUUGUACUGUAGAAGUUCAUUUUCAAAAGAUAAUUGAUAAGGAAGGAGAUGAUUAUGAAGUCAUUCCUAACAGUAACUUCUAUGUAUCCAGAACAGCCUACAGAGAUAAUACUUCCGUCUACCAUAUUAGUGGGAAGAAAAAGACAUUUAAAGAUGUUGGGAAUCUUCUUCGAAGCCAUGGAAUUGACUUGGACCAUAAUAGAUUUUUAAUCUUACAAGGUGAAGUUGAACAAAUUGCUAUGAUGAAACCAAAAGGCCAAACUGAACACGAUGAGGGUAUGCUUGAAUAUUUAGAAGAUAUCAUUGGUAGUGGACGGCUAAAUGAACCUAUUAAAGUCCUUUGUCGGAGAGUUGAAAUAUUAAAUGAACACAGAGGAGAGAAGUAUGAUCUCCAGAAAAGAAUUACUGAAAUGGAAACUCAAAAGGAAAAAAUUCAUGAAGAUACCAAAGAAAUUAAUGAGAAGAGCAAUAUACUGUCGAAUGAAAUGAAAGCUAAAAAUAAAGCUGUAAAAGAUGCAGAGAAGAAAUUGAACAAAAUUACAAAAUUUAUUGAAGAGAACAAAGAAAAAUUUACCCAGCUAGAUUUGGAAGAUGUUCAAGUUCGGGAAAAAUUGAAACAUGCUACAAGUAAAGCCAAAAAACUGGAGAAACAACUUCAAAAAGAUAAAGAAAAGGUUGAAGAAUACAAAAGUAUACCUGCCAAGAGUGAGCAUAUAAUAACUGAGACAACAAGUAGAAACACUGUCCUUGAGAAGGAGAAAGAGAAAGAAGAAAAAAAAUUAAAGGAAGUUAUGGAUAGCCUUAAACAGGAAACACAAGGGCUUCAGAAAGAAAAAGAAAGUCGAGAGAAAGAACUUAUGGGUUUCAGUAAAUCUGUAAAUGAAGCACGUUCAAAGAUGGAGGUAGCCCAAUCAGAGCUUGACAUCUAUCUCAGUCGUCAUAACACUGCAGUGGCCCAGUUGAGUAAGGCCAAGGAUGCUCUUAUUGCGGCUUCUGAGACUCUCAAAGAAAGGAAAGCUGCAAUCGGAGACAUAGAGGCAAAGCUCCCUCAAACUAUACAAGAAUUAAAAGAGAAAGAAAAAGAACUUCAGAAACUUGCACAAGAAGAAAUAAGCUUUAAAAGUUUGGUUCAUGAUCUUUUCCAAAAAGUUGAAGAAGCAAAGAGUUCUUUAGCAAUGAAUCGAAGUAGGGGGAAAGUCCUUGAUGCAAUAAUUCAAGAAAAAAAAUCUGGCAGGAUUCCAGGAAUAUAUGGAAGAUUGGGAGACCUAGGAGCCAUUGAUGAAAAAUAUGAUGUUGCUAUUUCAUCCUGUUGUCAUGCGUUAGACUACAUUGUUGUUGAUUCGAUUGACACAGCGCAAGAAUGUGUAAACUUCCUUAAAAGGCAAAAUAUUGGAGUUGCAACUUUCGUAGGUUUAGAUAAGAUGGCCAUAUGGGGGAAAAAAAUGUCCAAAAUUCAAACUCCUGAAAAUACACCUCGGUUAUUUGAUUUAGUAAAGGUAAAAGAUGAGAAAAUUCGCCAAGCUUUUUACUUUGCUUUACGGGAUACAUUAGUAGCUAACAACUUGGAUCAAGCCACAAGAGUAGCAUAUCAAAAAGAUCGAAGGUGGAGAGUGGUCACUUUACAGGGACAAAUCAUAGAACAGUCAGGUACAAUGACUGGCGGUGGAAGCAAAGUAAUGAAAGGAAGAAUGGGUUCAUCAGUUGUGGUUGAGAUCUCUGAAGAAGAGGUAAAUAAAAUGGAAUCACAGUUGCAAAGAGACUCUCAAAAAGCAAUGCAAAUCCAGGAACAAAAAGUACAACUUGAAGAAACAGUAGUUAAAUUACGGCAUAGUGAACGAGAAAUGAAGAAUACACUAGAAAAAUUUACUGCAAGCAUCCAGCGCUUGUCAGAACAAGAAGAAUAUUUGAAUGUGCAAGUUAAGGAGCUUGAAGCUAAUGUACGUGCUACAGCCCCUGACAAGAAAAAGCAGAAAUUGCUAGAAGAAAGUGUUAGUGCUUUUAAAACAGAAUACGACAGUGUGGCUGAGAGAGCUGGUACAGUAGAAGCUGAAGUUAAAAGGUUGCACAAUAUCAUUGUAGAAAUCAAUAACCAUAAACUCAAAGCCCAACAAGACAAACUUGACCAAAUAAAUAAGCAAUUAGAUGAAUGUGCUUCUGCUGUUACUAAAGCCCAAGUAGCAAUCAAGACUGCAGACAGAAAUCUUAAAAAGGCACAAGAGUCUGUCUUUCGCACAGAGAAAGAAAUAAAAGAUACCCAAAAAGAAAUAGAUGACUUAACAGUAGAGCUAAAAAGUCUUGAGGACAAAGCAGCAGAGGUUGUAAAGAACACAAAUACUGCAGAGGAGUCCUUACCACAGAUCCAAAAAGAACAUCGUAAUCUACUUCAAGAACUAAAAGUAAUUCAAGAGAAUGAGCAUGCUCUUCAAAAAGAUGCACUUAGUAUUAAGUUGAAACUUGAACAGAUAGAUGGUCACAUUGCUGAACAUAAUUCUAAAAUAAAAUAUUGGCAAAAAGAGAUCUCAAAAAUAUCAUUGCAUCCUAUAGAAGAUAAUCCUGUUGAAGAGUUUUCAGUUCUAAGUCCAGAAGAUCUUGAAGCAGUUAAAAACCCAGAUUCUAUAACAAAUCAAAUUGCGCUUUUGGAAGCCCAGUGUCACGAAAUGAAACCAAACCUUGGUGCUAUUGCAGAGUAUAAAAAGAAGGAAGAAUUAUAUUUGCAACGGGUAGCGGAAUUGGACAAAAUUACUUCUGAAAGAGAUCAUUUUAGACAAGCAUAUGAAGAUCUUCGGAAACAAAGGCUUAAUGAAUUUAUGGCAGGCUUUUAUGUAAUAACAAAUAAAUUAAAAGAAAAUUACCAAAUGCUAACUUUGGGAGGUGAUGCUGAACUGGAGCUUGUAGACAGCUUGGAUCCCUUCUCUGAAGGAAUCAUGUUCAGUGUCCGACCACCUAAGAAAAGUUGGAAGAAGAUUUUCAACCUUUCUGGAGGAGAGAAAACUCUUAGUUCACUGGCUCUAGUAUUUGCUCUUCACCACUACAAACCCACUCCUCUUUACUUCAUGGAUGAAAUUGAUGCAGCCCUUGAUUUUAAAAAUGUGUCUAUUGUUGCAUUUUAUAUAUAUGAACAAACAAAAAAUGCCCAGUUUAUAAUAAUUUCUCUUCGAAAUAAUAUGUUUGAGAUUUCAGAUAGACUAAUUGGAAUUUACAAGACAUACAAUAUAACAAAAAGCGUUGCAGUAAACCCAAAAGAAAUUGCAUCUAAAGGACUUUGCUAA